This is a messenger RNA of Papaver somniferum (opium poppy), 3024 nucleotides long. RefSeq lists its product as uncharacterized. NCBI's taxonomy places the organism in Eukaryota, Viridiplantae, Streptophyta, Magnoliopsida, Ranunculales, Papaveraceae. The record is from RefSeq and is a predicted model, not a curated record. The transcript has 2 exons. The coding region runs from base 82 to 1029 and encodes 315 amino acids.
GAAUCGUUUAGUCGAUUUUAGGCUGUUCGCAAAAGUAGAGAAAGAAUCAAGUAAUUAUCUUGUCACUGUACAUCCAGGUACAUGACAACUGGUAUCAGAUUCGUUCGAUCCAUGGAGGUAUUCACUGAAACUCAUCAACAUCAACAGAUCUCUAAAAUUCAGAGUUUACAAAAAUGGGUACAAAUGAAUGGAAAAUUGGUACCAAUAUUGAAAUUAGAAAGGUUAGCAAGUGAUGAAUUCGACACUUGCGUUUCGUGGUAUCUGUUUUAUUUGAUGGAUAAAAUCUGUGUAAAUCGAGAAGACGGCCUUCCAAGGUGGGGCAAACUUUUAAACAGAGCGGAGAAGAAAUUGGAUCAGAUCCUGUUUCUUAAGGAUACUGCUUUUUCUCAUCUACCUCCUCGCAGAGUUAAAGUUGCUCCUGUAGUUAGUGAUGAAUUUUCAGAAUCAGAGUUGAUUCCUUCUUAUUUCUUCGAAGAAGUUUCCACUAUGGAUAACUCAACUCCUUCCGUUGUCGAUGAAGAAGAUGAUUCUCUCAAUUUAGGGUUUAUCACUUCAAUUUUCAUUAAUGCAAAGAAGGAUUUGUCUGUUGAUCAGAGUCUUCCGUAUGAGAAAGUGGCCAAAACUGAUGUUAUUGAAUUCAAUAGGUCAGGUGAAUUCCAAAUCGGGAAAGUGCAGCAGUUCCCAAACAAGGCCGUGAAUGAGUUCAACAGGAAGAACCAGAUCGGAUUAGGUAAGCGCUCUACCAUUAUUCUCACCUCUUCCCGUAGCAUAUUUGAUCCAGGAAAAGAUUUCAAACUCAUUAGGAGGUUUUAUUAUUCGGCUGGUGUUUAUAAAUUUGGUUUUGAAUCUUUUGAUACAAUUACUUCAUAUUCUCUUACAUUAUAUGCUUGUUCAAUUUUAAUGGAUGAAUGCGAUGGGAAUUCUGUGUAUAAGCUGCUCCCUAAGAAUGGGUACUGGUCAGAUUCAUGGUCUAGUGCUUUAUUUGGUUGUAUAUCAGCUGGAGGCUAUAUGAUCGUGGCAAAGUGUUAGAUGUUCUUAAAGGGAUAUUCUCCUUUGCUGACACUUAUAAAUUUGGUGUUCGUACAAAUACUUCUUGUGACAUGGGUCUUGAUAGAUCAAUUCUAAUGGAUACUUAUACUGGAAAAUGGGUUUAUGAGCUGGUUUAUCAAAUUGGAUACCUGUCAGAUUGGAUGUUUAGUGCUUCAUUUGUUUAUCUGUCAGCUAAGAGAGGUGUUAUUAAUACUGCAUGGAGUUUGUAUGGUAAAAUGCUUCUUAAGGGUACCGAGGACUGGAAUCAAGUGAUGCAUAAAUGGCUAAAACAACAUGUAGAUGACCAGGCACAAGAACUAUUUGAUGAAAAUCCUGUUAGUGUUAUGAGGAAUUUGAAAGGAGAUGUUUGGUUUUCUAUUUGUGUUUGUUACACAUGUUUCGUAUUUGACCGCGGAAAGCGGGUUGAGGGAUCAAUUUUGAUGGAUAGAUAUUGUAUAGAAUUUUUUCAUGAGCUGGUUUUUAACUAUGGGCAUCAUUUUCAUUUGUUGUCUUCAAAUACAGUUGCAUAUGAGUUGUUUGAUCAAGUGCUAGGUUUGUGGGGAGAUGAAUUUUUUCUUUUGCAGCUGGAGUAUGAGUUGCUUUACGAGAUUUCGUUUCGUCAUCUUUGGUCAAUUAGUGUUGGUUUGGAUCUACUUGGUAACGAAGCCUAUCUGCAAGCAACUAAAUUGUCUACCCAAAUGAUUGGAAUCUUGAAUUCAGCUGGUACUUAUUACCAUUUGUUGCUUGCUCAUGUGACCUACGAAAGCCUUAUUGCUCGACGGAAAGUUGAUGGAGAUUCAGAAUUCUAUGACAUAAUGGCGAAGAUUCAGUUGAUGUUUCUUUACACUCCAUUAAUGUUUGUGCUGGUGGUUUUCUUGAGAUGGAAUUUGUUCUCAACAUGCUUAUGGAGUACUAAAGGUAUUAUGGUGUUAAUUCACUUGAAGAAGUUUGCAUGUGUGCUGGUAAAUUUUUCGGCUCCCUUCAUUUAUCUCUCGAAAAUACUUGAGCAUUACAACUGCAACUGUAUGUACACCUUGCAUUGUGGCUGGUAUUCUUGUGGCAACCAACAAAUAAGUCUAUACAAAUGCAAUUCCAUUCGGUACUUUCUCCUUGGUUACAUUUUUAUGUGUUGACUGGCUUAUCCAACGGGGAAAGAGCAUAUCUGUCUCGUUUGUGCACUUGUUUGGAUAAUAGGAAUCCAUUUCAGACUCGUGAUACUUCAAUAUCCUUAUGUGGUUCAAGUGGGAGUUAUAAUGUCAGUUAGGUAUUCUAAGUGGAGUUGUCUGCACAUGUCUUGUUGUGCUUGGUAUUGUCGUUCUUCUUUCAGCCAAGUGGCGGCUCAUAUGUACCUUCCAGGAGACCAUCGGCUCGACAGAACCUAUUGAAAAGAAGAGGCCAGUGACAGGUUAUAACGAGGUAAAAUUCUUUCUGAGAGAAGUGAAAACAAAGUACUUCUCAGCUAGCGUUCACAUUCAGAUUGUAAUUCAGUGGGUGGAUGAAGAGAGGGGGUCAUUUCAUCUCAAGCAACUCUCUAAUGGGGGUGGUAAGCACUGUACAGGUUAAGGGGGCAGUACGACUUGGAGAAGACUUUGGGCUCGUGCAUAUGGUUCAACAACAACUAAAGGAGAUAGUGGGCAAUACAACAGUGGCUUAAGGUCUUCACAGAUGCACAUCCAGGCUCCAAAACAACUUUGGGUAACUGAAGUCUCCGACUCGCCACUCAUCCUUGAGGACAAGGAUGUUUCGAAGGGGAAGGGAAUGUCAUGUACCCUCGAUUAAAGGAGUGCCCUUAUCUAGUCCGUCGAUAGUUAUUAGUAGUUAGUAGUUUAAUUAGUGUUUAAUUAGUAGUUAAAUGAAUUGUAAUGGACGGUUUAGAUGUAACCAUCUGGGAGAGCUGUGAGCGUCGGAUUCUGAGUGAUAAACCUAGCUAUAAAGAGUGGAGUCUGUACUGAAAAUCCUUAACGAAAUUAUAAUCAAAUUGAAUCAUUUAGUCGA